GAGAGAGAAAAUAGAAUAUAAGAAGAAAGAGAAAAGGCGGCAGUGUGCUGAGAGCUGAGACAGCUGGAGACAGGCUGUAAACAAGAUGUAUGGGAAUUGCACAGCGCACAGCCACAGGGGAAGCCAACGUUCACUUCUCAUUUCUCCUUCAUUCAUUCAUUCAAUCAUUCGCCUCUCUGGACGCUAGAUCCAUCUAAUCCUCUCUGUACUUGAAUUGAAUAAUUGGUCCGACUCCGACAGCAUACCAGUUUUGAGCUUCGUUGUCAUCUACUCAGAGUUAAUUAUUAAUAUUUGGAACUGAGUCAGUUAUAGUUCAAUUCUGGAGCAUCAGAGGAAUUUUUGUGCCCAUGCUAUUAGAGAGCAUGCUUGGAAUCUGUACUUCGGGUAAUGCCCCUGACGAGAUUUGCUGCCGAUGCGUUCGAUGUGGUGACAAUUUGUUUCGUAGCCAUAUUGCUUCUUCUUGGGUUGUUGUGUAUUGUAUACUCAUGUUAUUUUCGAUCUCGAAUUCAUCAUCUUCAGAGUUGUGUUCAGCUGAGUUAUUUUAGUGGUCCUUGGAUCAUUAGAAUCACAUUCAUCCUAUUUGCAUUCUGGUGGGGUGUGGGUGAGAUUAUUCGUUUAAGUUUGUUAAGACGAGCCCUUCACUUAAAAUGGCAGGAAACGGUCUGCAAAUGUUACAUUGUAUCAAAUCUGGGGUUUGCAGAACCGUGUCUCUUCCUCACACUUGUGUUUCUUCUUCGUGCACCCUUACAGAAAUUGGAGAGUGGAAUUAUGAGCAGAAAGUGGAACGGGAAGACAGCAGGAUAUAUUCUGCUUUACUGCUUCCCAGUUUUUGUUCUUCAACUUUUUGUAAUUUUGGUUGGACCUGAGUUGAACAAGAAUAAGGGUUCAGGGAAAAAACUGCCUCAUUAUUUUACCAGUACAGCUGCUGCCUCUUCAUUUACUAGGGAGCAUGACAUUGCCCUCUGUACUUACCCUUUACUAAGUACUCUUCUCCUUGGCCUUUUUGUCAUUAUCCUGACCUCCUACCUUUUUUGGCUUGGAAAUCGGAUUUUGAAAUUAGUUAUUAAUAAGGGUUUGCAGAAGAGGAUUUACACAUUGAUACUCUCAGUUUCAGGGUUCCUUCCAUUAAGGGUUCUUUUCCUUGGUUUAUCUGUUUUGUCUGGACCUGAACAUUUUAUGUUUGAAGCUUUUGCAUUCUUGGCUUUUCUUGCCCUUGUAUGUUGUGCUGGGGUGUGCAUGUGCAUGCUUGUAUACCGUCCAGUUGCAGAUUGUUUAGCGCUCGGAAAUUUACAAGAGUUGGGAGCUUGGAGAUUCAACGUUGAUCAUAAUGAAACCGUGUCUCUUAUUGCUAACCAGAGUCACCUGGAAGAAGACGAUGCUGGGUCUAGUCCCCGUAGGUAUUCUGAUGCAUCAGCAAAACGUGGCUCAAUUUCGUUUCGGACGUUGGAAAAGGAUGAUACUUCUACAGCUACAUUUGUUGAACUAAGCCUCUUCUCUCCCAGUCGACAUGCAACCCCUCCUCUAGGCUGGCCUAUGCGAUCCCCAACGCAAGUUAUUGGACCGUGAAGAAGAGUAAAGACAGAUUAUCAUUUUUUGUGGGAAAGGAAACUGAUUGUAUAGUGUUUAGAUUCAAUAAGGCUUUUAUUCUCGUUUUUUGUCUCCUAAUCCUAGGUAUAUUGCUUUUGCUCGGGAAUUUCUUGUAACUUUUUUUCUUUCCUUCACCAUCCCCACAACUUUUCUUUUCCCCGUUUCUAAAAUUUCUAUUUCAAAUGUUUGAAUAGUUUUAGUCGUAUACAUCCUUCCUAAUGAUACAUAUUCUUUUGAUUAUUAGUUUCGUUUCAAAAUAAUUUAUAUAUUAUACUAUAUGUAAUUUGUUUAUGAUUAUUUUUUAAUCUAUUUCAUGUUUAUUAUAUCACUAUAAUUUAUAGUUAAAUACAUAACUAAAAACUUGAUUAUCCCGUGUAAGGUCGAUUUAUUUAAUAGAAGAUUUUGUGUUUGGACUC
Molecule: messenger RNA, 2003 nt
Organism: Abrus precatorius (Indian licorice)
Lineage: Eukaryota; Viridiplantae; Streptophyta; Magnoliopsida; Fabales; Fabaceae
Exons: 2
Coding region: 388-1566 (392 amino acids)
Source: RefSeq, a predicted model, not a curated record